AGAAACAAUGAAUCCAGAUCAGUACCAGGAGCGCGCGUAGACGCAACAGAGGUUAGCUCCCUCGAUUCUAGAUCCCAUUCUGAAUUGAGCCGAACGAUGCUAAUCCAAGACCGUGGCACCGCCGACGCUGCAUCUAAGCCCUCGAAACCCUCCCCUCGUCCACUCACCUAUGCCAACUCUGCAAUUCAUGGCAAGAAGAGCGGAGAUCCCUCCUUCUCCUCUUCGUCUUCGUCCUGCAGCACUUACAAACUCAUCGCCCUUUUGAUAUUCCUAGCCUCCAUUGCUGCUCUCUUUUUCCUCCGUGGCACUAUCGAUGGAGCUGCUCUCCUUUGCCUUGACCGCCGACCGACUCGCCCUCUCCCCGUCCGCAUAAGUUAUCCCGAGAUCUCCUGGUCCACCAUCCCCGCACUCCGCCCUGUUGACGAUGCCGCCGUCGCUCCGUUUGCCACCUUUCGCUCAGAGCGCUGGAUCGUUGUCUCCGUGUCCACCCCUCCCACUGAUUCGCUCCGUCUCCUAGUUAAAACCCGCGGCUGGCAGCUUCUCGCCGUCGGUAACUCCCAUACCCCCGCCGACUGGUCUCUUAAAGGCGCUAUAUUUCUCUCCCUUGAUCUCCAGUCCAGCCUCGGCUUCCGCACCGUCGACUUCUUACCUUACGCCUCAUAUGUCCGCAAAUCCAUCGGGUACCUCUUCGCUAUCCAGCAUGGUGCGAAGAUUAUCUACGACGCCGACGAUCGGUCCGAGAUACUUAGCGGCGACCUCUCCAAGCACUUUGACCUCGAUCUUGGCGAAGCCACUGGUUCCGCCUCUGGUUACCCUGUCCUCCUCCAAUACUGCCGCACCGCCAAUAAGAACCGAACCGUCGUAAACCCCUACGUGCACUUUGGCCAGCGUUCGGUGUGGCCGAGGGGUCUUCCACUUGAGAGCAUCAGGGAGGUCAGUCAUGAAGAGUUCUACUCGGAGAUCCGAGGCGGUGGGCAAUUUAUCCAACAAGGGCUCUCUAAUGGUCUCCCAGACGUCGACUCCGUGUUCUAUUUCACCCGCAAGUCAUCGCGCUCAGAGCCUUACGACAUUCUUUUCGACGAGGAUGCGCCGAAGGUUGCGCUGCCACAGGGCUUAAUGGUUCCUGUCAAUUCCUUUAACACAAUUUUCCACUCCCAGUCUUUCUGGGGCCUUAUGCUCCCUGUCUCAGUAAGCUCCAUGGCUUCCGAUGUCAUCAGGGGUUAUUUUGCCCAGAGGAUUCUGUGGGAAAUUGGAGGCUAUGUAGCAGUCUAUCCACCGACUAUUCACCGACAGGAUAGGGCGGAGGCAUACCCAUUUUCAGAGGAGAAAGAUCUUCAUGUCAAUGUUGCUAGGCUGAUUGAAUUUUUGGUCUCUUGGAGAUCAACCAAGCCAACUAUUUUUGAGAGAAUUUUGGACUUGAGCUAUGCUAUGGCAAAGGAAGGCUUUUGGUCAGAGAUGGAUGUGCAGCUUACAGCUGCCUGGCUGCGGGAUUUGAUUUCUAUUGGGUAUCAGCAACCAAGGAUGGUGUCACUGGCGCUGGAUGGGGUGAAGGAGGCUAGUAGAGAUCGGAGGGAGUUUGUGCCUCGGAAAAUUUCUUCGAUUCAUCUUGGGGUGGAUGAAUCUGGCAGUGUAAAUUAUGAGAUUGGGAAUCUUAUAAGGUGGAGGAGGAACUUUGGGAAUGUGGUGCUCAUUAUGUACUGCAGUGGUCCAGUGGAACGCACAGCUCUUGAAUGGAGGUUGUUAUAUGGGAGGAUUUUUAAAACUGUAGUCAUUCUGUCAGAACACAAUAGCACUGUUUUGGCUGUAGAAUACGGAGAGCUAUCAACAGUUUACAAGUAA
Phalaenopsis equestris is the source of this 1839-nucleotide messenger RNA. Its product is annotated as probable glycosyltransferase STELLO1. The record is from RefSeq and is a predicted model, not a curated record. The transcript has a single exon. NCBI's taxonomy places the organism in Eukaryota, Viridiplantae, Streptophyta, Magnoliopsida, Asparagales, Orchidaceae. The coding region runs from base 97 to 1839 and encodes 580 amino acids.